Symsagittifera roscoffensis is the source of this 351-nucleotide messenger RNA. RefSeq lists its product as uncharacterized. The record is from RefSeq and is a predicted model, not a curated record. Bases 1 to 351 code for a protein of 116 amino acids. The transcript has a single exon. Lineage: Eukaryota; Metazoa; Xenacoelomorpha; Acoela; Convolutidae.
AUGGUGGAUAGGCAUGGCGUGAGGCCGGACCCGGAAGCAGUAGAGGCUGUGUUGAUAAGGAAGGCUCCAAGGACGGACACACAACUCAUGAGCUUCCCAGGAUUCGCCAAUUAUUACCGUGAGUUCAUAAAGGGAUAUGCAGACAAGGUGUAUCCAAUGCAGAAGCUGAUGCGCAACACAGGAAAGAAGUUCGAAUGGAACGAGGAAGCACAAACUGCCUUCGAGAACAUAAAGCGGGAACUGUGCGAGGCGCCAGUGCUAGGCAUGCCUACAGAAAAGGUCAUCUAUGUUCUUGACACAGACGCAUCAGUAGUAACCAUCUCAGGAAUACUGCAUCCGGAGCAGGAAUGA